AUGAGCGACGCAGACCUCGAAGCAAUCCGCCACGCGCGGCUCCAACAACUCCAAUCCCAACAAGGAAACCAAAGAGCAGCAGGCGGCGCAGCCUCCCCCUCCAACGCCAACGGAAACCAAGAAGACGAACAAAAGUACACCACCACUGCAGCCAUUCGACGGCGCUGAAAAAACAUCCCUUAAGAAAAUGUCACCACUGACACAAGAAUCGCCAGGUCUCGCGAAGCGGAAGCCCGCUCUUCCAUCCUGGCUCAAAUCCUCGAGCCCCUCGCCGCCGACCGUCUCGGGCGGAUACGCAUGGUGAACCAGAAGCGCUCCGAAGACGUGGAAAACCGCCUCAUCAUGCUCGCGCGGAGUGGGCAGUUGCGACAGCGAGUGACGGAGGAGCAACUGAAAGAGAUUCUGAGCGCGGUCGCGGAGCAGCAGAAUUCCGCGGGGGGAGAAGGAGGGGGAGGGGCCAAGGUUACCGUUCAGAGGACGAAGAGGUGGGAUGAGGAUGAUCUGGAUGAUUUGCUGAAUGAGGACUAG
Molecule: messenger RNA, 528 nt
Organism: Lecanosticta acicola
Lineage: Eukaryota; Fungi; Ascomycota; Dothideomycetes; Mycosphaerellales; Mycosphaerellaceae
Source: the annotation of a GenBank genome assembly